Messenger RNA from Hippopotamus amphibius kiboko, 4598 nucleotides. RefSeq names its product DnaJ heat shock protein family (Hsp40) member C27 (gene DNAJC27). Lineage: Eukaryota; Metazoa; Chordata; Mammalia; Artiodactyla; Hippopotamidae. The transcript is spliced from 7 exons. The record is from RefSeq and is a predicted model, not a curated record. The coding region runs from base 168 to 989 and encodes 273 amino acids. Gene Ontology annotation, molecular function: GTP binding; GTPase activity.
UCCCAACCGCCCGCACCGGCUGCCAGGCAGCUGCUGGGAUGGCGAGCCGCGGAGCCGCGGCCGUGACGAGAGCAGCGGUUCCGCCAUUGGACGAGGAAGCCUGAGGGACGGGCCAGCGUGGUGAAAAAGGAGAGACCGGGGCAGGUGGCCCCGAGAGAGCGAGGGCAAUGGAGGCCAACAUGCCGAAGCGGAAGGAGUCUGGCAAGUCCCUGCGCAUCAAAGUCAUCUCCAUGGGCAACGCCGAGGUGGGAAAAAGCUGUAUUAUAAAGCGAUACUGUGAGAAAAGAUUUGUGUCUAAAUACCUUGCAACAAUUGGAAUUGACUAUGGAGUCACAAAGGUACAAGUCAGAGACAGAGAAAUCAAAGUUAACAUCUUUGAUAUGGCUGGACAUCCCUUCUUCUACGAGGUUCGUAAUGAAUUUUACAAGGACACACAGGGUGUGAUACUUGUCUAUGAUGUUGGGCAGAAAGAUUCCUUUGAUGCUCUUGAUGCGUGGCUGGCAGAAAUGAAGCAGGAUCUUGGACCUCAUGGAAACAUGGAAAAUAUUGUAUUUGCAGUGUGUGCCAACAAGAUCGACUGUGCUAAGCACCGCUGCGUUGAUGAAAGUGAAGGACGUCUUUGGGCUGAAAGCAAAGGGUUCCUGUACUUCGAAACUUCGGCUCAAACUGGAGAAGGAAUCAAUGAGAUGUUCCAGACCUUUUAUGUAUCCAUAGUUGAUUUAUGUGAAAAUGGCGGGAAACGUCCUAUCACAAACAGCAGUGCUAGUUUCACCAAAGAGCAAGCAGACACCAUUCGCAGAAUUCGAAAUAGUAAAGAUAGUUGGGACAUGUUGGGAGUCAAACCUGGGGCCUCAAGGGAUGAAGUCAAUAAAGCAUAUCGGAAGCUUGCUGUGCUGCUUCACCCUGACAAGUGUGUAGCGCCUGGCAGUGAAGAUGCCUUCAAAGCCGUUGUGAAUGCCCGAACAGCCCUCCUGAAAAACAUCAAGUAGAAAGCAGAAAAACAGACAAGUGUGGGCCUCAAGUCCAAACAGACUUUCCCUAGAGGUAAAAUCGCCAACAUGGUUUUUUCCUCCACAAAAUCUUACAGCUCUUUUCACUCAUGUGCUGUCCUUUGUAAAUUAGGAACUCGGGUGCCUGUUACCAUGUCAUAGAUGUUUUACAGAGAGAAGAAGUGAAGAGAACCAAGCGCCACUUAUACAGUAUCGUUCAUUUCCUACUUCUGAGUGAUGUAAGAUUUUUUUCUCAUGAGUUUGUAAGCUCUGCCAGUGUAGCAUCCCUUAGGCAUUUUGCUCAGGAAAGUGCAUGAGGUUUCUGGAAGGAGGAUAGGAGGAUCCUUUCGCUUUUUCUUUUUUAAAAACAUUCAUCAUCAGAGAAGUGGUAUUUUAAACAUCAAUCUGUAAUUAAUGAACUCUUGGCAGCCUUUUGGAAGUGAAACAAGGUGAUACAGUUCUGAACUGAGCGACCCUUUUAUAGCAUUCACUCUGUUCCCCUCCUCCAGCCACCAGGGGGAGAAACCAGCCAGUCCUAAGAGAGGAAAGGUGGCGGCGGCCACAAGUUCUGGUACACUGGCUGCUGCUAGUCGUGCCCCUGGAUCUGAGGCCUUUUCCAGUCGUGGAAAGAAUGCGGGCAGCUGUAGGGAACAUCAUCACCUAGGAAUCAGGAAUCAGACCCCAAGACAGCAGGGCCUGCAGGUCACACUAGAUUGUGCACACGUGCCCAGAGGGCACGGCCAAACAUGCCUGGCUCUGGCAUGUUUGAUGCCCUCGGAGAGCCCCUAUAUGAGGCUUAUGCCUCCUUUGUUUCUGCAUCACUUGCCAUAACAGGUGGGAAAGGCAGGGGUACUGGGCCUCCUCUUCCCUUGCUCUUCAGUGUCAGUUCCCUCCUUCUUCCCUCUUCUCUUCCGGUCUUGUUUUUUACUGCACCACACCUGCCACCAUUUCUCUCUUCUUGAAUCCCUGCCUUCCGUCUCUUGCCUCCUCCAUCUCCUGUGCAGACUUCACCUGGGCCUGGCUGACCAGAGACGAGUAUGGUUCCUUUGGGUGGUGGACGGAGAGAUCUUAAGGUCUGUGUGGCAGAAAUCUGUGUUACUCUCGCUUGGGUUCCAAAUUUCUGAUUAAUAUUUUUAAGCUACAGAUUAUGAAAAUUAACUUCACCUAGUGGAAUCCAUCCCCUUGCCAUAGUAUCUUCCUCAGUAUCCAAGAGGCGGAUGAAGAUCAAGUGUCAGCACCGGGCCUUCUUCCAGAGCUUACAGGACCAGUGUCACUGCGGGGCUCGUUCCACCAUCACUCUCAUGUUACUCAGAUGUUUAGCUGUGACCAGGCUGCACUGAUCAGGGCUUUAAUUCAAUAUGAAUUUUUAAACAGCUAUUCCAUAUUGACCACCAAGUAGCAUUCAGCUUACCACCUGAGAAGAAAAACCACUUUCGUUUAAUUCAAGCCCACCGCAGUCUUCUGGACUCUUCCCUUCCCCAAAGCAGCUUUGCUCCCUCGAGCAGCAUUGAGCUGGUUGUCAGGAGACCAGAGCAUUGUUUUCUAGUAUGAGUUUUCAUCUUGGUGAUAUUAAAGUGCUUUUUUUUCCCUAUAAAUUGAGAUACAAGAUAUGAUUUCUUGUGGGAUUUUCCCCUGGCCUUUUAAUUUUAAUUAGCUUCUGGGCCUGUAGAACUCCAGCCCAAAGUUCUUCGGGGCCUAAAUUUUGCUUCAGGCCUUCAUGAUGCCUAAAGUAAUUAAACAUUGAUCUGUUCUUGCAGCGGAACUUAGGAGUCAUGUGAAUGACAGACCGUGCAUGGUGGUGUCAGCCCAAAUUGACAUGACAGCUCACUGAGUAUGUGGCCCUGGGUGAAAACUGGUGCCAGUUUUCAUCAUUGUUAUUAAAUACCACAUUGGUCACCUCAUUCAGCUACAUGGUGCAGGUGAGCAGUUAUAGCAGAGGGGGGGUUCUUUAGUGCCUCCAGUCACAUCCUUAUACAAUGAGUGGCUUGUUGAAAUUUAGCCUGAUCUUGAUUCUUAGGUCUUGAGACUCAGUUCCCAACACCUUGAUUAUUAGUGUUAAGGAUGGCCGUGUACUACUUCAUGUAUGUAAAAGAAAGAAAAGAAAGUUAAGCUUCAGGGUCCUAGAAUUUUUCUGAUUUCCAUAAUCCUUGAGUAGACUAUCAAGAAGUAAUACAGCCUGAUCUGCAAUGAAAAGUCACUUCAUGAAAAACUUUGCAGACCUCUGUGCACUAAUUUAAAUUCUUGGUGCAAAUAUGUACUUUGUAGUUCAGCCUUAUUAAAAUUCUUCAGCCAGUUAGGAUUGCACAGUCCAUCAGCGAGAGUUACAACUGGCAGAAGUGUUUCAAUGGCUAAAAAAAAAUUUACAGAGAAUCUUGUGUUUUUCAAGAAAAGAAUAAAAAGUUUGAACAGCUAUUAUGCAAGAAAAGCCAUUUCUUCUGCAUCUGAGUCACCAAGAAUUAACACUUUUAAAGCUUGUUAGAAAUCCCUGGAGGCUUUUGAAAUUAAUCGUCCAACCUACCUAAGAACUUUAAAAUACACCCUCCUUUUGUUCCUCUGUUCCUCUUUCAUGCCUCCUUUUGAACUGAUAUUCUCAGCUGUCAACAUUUCUUUUACUUCAGCAUCGUCAUUUUAUUUUUUCACAUAAAUGUGUGCCUGGUUUUGUUAGCCCUUUAACUUAAAAGUCCAGACUUGGGGGUGUUGUGCUGCUACCCAAGAUAAAUUGCUGUAAUUCUGUAGAUUGCACUCUGUUCUUUAAGGCUCGCAUUUACCUCAGGAAACUCACUCUAGUGUGGUUUUUUUUUUUGCAUUGAAUUCCCAACUGGUAAAUAUUUCUUUAUACUGAUUCACUGUUCACUAAAUGAGCCAUAGAUAAGGCUUCUAAAUUUCUGAAAGAAAGCCAGAGUUAAGUGGGCAGCCCCUGUAAGCUCUGAAUCAGUAAUGAGGUAGCUGUUCCUCAUAGAACAAUGACAGAAUCUUGAGGGGAAAGAGGUAUUUCCAUCUCAAGUUAGAAAGGGUGGGGCUGUGUGCACAUUGCCUUUGACAGGGACAGUGUCCGUCCCAUAAGCAAUUUCACUGGGUCCUGGGAUGUCACCCCCUUCUCCACCACACUCCAUCCAGCUCACUCUGAGUCUGCCAACGUUUUCGUAAAACUUUUGCAGAGGAAUUUAGCCGUGAAAUACAGCUAACCUACCUUCCACUGCAACUUUUUCAAAGUGUAAAGGGGUUCGUAUUUCUCAUGAUUGGUACUUAGCACAAUUGUAAGAGACAGUUAAUACUGUUUAUAUGUUGGUUUUUCCAUUAAGCAUUUCUAGAGAAGAUGAAAGCUUAAACUUGUGGUGUGGAUAAGUUAGAUUGUGUCUGACAAGCAGUGCAAUAUGAAGCCAUGCAAUAAAGGCCGUGUUGGUGAAGUGACUCGCUGGAAGGUUGGGCAGUUUGGGUUAGCUUCCUGCAGCGAUUGCCCGCCGGGCAGUCUGCCCUUGGGCCGGGAAUGCAGAGUCUCUAAAGAAACCCUUUGCUCUUACGAGGUAAUUUACAUACUUGCUUUCUGUUGAAAUAACGGAAAAUGUUAAAACAGCUGUUUAUGUCUUGUAUAGAGAGUGUCAUAUGUAU